UGUGUUACACAUUUAUGUGUAUAAAUACUGGCCCCAUCAGUCCAUCAUAGUCUGGUUAGAGACUUGGAUGUUUACAUUAAUUGUCUUCAGCCAUGUUUUACGACUGCUUCAUCAAAGUGUCAGCGGAUUUAAUAUUCCUCAGAUAGUCAGUGACAGAUGAUCAGCUAAGAUGUAACCUAGAACUCCCGACCAAAUUACAUCACAACUUUUACUGCGGUCUCCUCACAUGAAUGCGGUCUAUAUUCACUACAAAACUCAACAUGGAUAUAUCGGACGAAUCGGAAAGUGAACCCAACAUGGACCACAACAAACUCUUCAGUUCAACCUGACGAUUAUAACUUAGUAUACACAAUGACCGUAGAUCGCCACGAUAAUAACUUUGUAUACACAAUGACCGUAGAUCGCCACUACUAAUAAUCACAAAUACGCAAUGGAGAAUAAGUUUGGUGUCACAUUAAAGUCCACUGGGGCUGGAAAACCCACGGACCGUAAUUUUAAGCCGUCAGCUUCAGCAUCUUCUGCAGUAAAGAAGUCAAGCUUUACAGGACCCCCUCCAAAGUUCACAGACAUCAAGGCCCGGUUUGAUGAUGAGAAAAAGGAACAGGUUUCGGAGAAAACAUCAGGCUCCCCAGGAACCAAGCAGAGAGAGUUUGGAACCGAUUACUCGGCGAAGAAAACAUUAGGGUCCCCAGGGACCAAGCGGAGAGAAUUUGGAACUGAUUACUCGGCAAAGAAAAGCAACAGUGGUGUUAAUGAUAAAGGCAAAUUAACUCAACCAUUGAAAGUGGGAAAAGCUGGAGAAAGUGGUUUUCAGAGGAAUGUCACAAGCCGAGGAUCAUUUGAGCGAAAAACAAAAAUUGAGGAAAAGGGGAAGCUGGAUUUACAGGAUGAUGACGGUGCCCAGAUUGUUGUCGGGAAAGUUUUCACUCGACAAGACAGCAAUACAUAUACAGCUACAGUGGAGAAUCGCGUCCAAAGACAGGGGUCAAGUGACGAUCCAGUAGACAAGGUUAGAGCUAGCAAUCUACUAACAGGACAACUAGCAAUGCUGAGGAUCCGACCGGGAAGUGGAGGAAAGAAAGACGAACGUACAACAUUCUCCAGUCGAACCGUGGAGAAAUCUAACAAUGGUUUCAAUAAGGUGGAAACCACAACCACAACAAUUAAAAGUAAUUUCAACACAAAGAGCAAACCAUUCUCAUCAAACUCUGGGAGUAAUGGAUCCCCAAAACUAGGAAAAAAAUUUACAUCUUCAUCAAGUGCACCAACAGAAUUCGGUCUUUCAUUUUCACCAAAGAAAAGUGACGACAAUAAAUCUCGGGACUUGCUAAGUAAAACAUUCUCAUCUCAUAGUCGACAAUCCAGUAGUGAUUCAUUAGGUAGCUCCACUAGCAGCCCUCGAUCAAACGUAUCCACCGAUCUCGUGCAAUUAGACUCUUCUUCACUUAAAAAGCUUGACUCAAUCCUUGGAACAGGUAGCGUAGAACAUUUAGGAAAUCGUAAGGAAACAAAGACCGUAACAAAAACAGUUGAAACUGGAGCCAAACGACCAGGAAGUCCAAGAACCAUUGUCACAGAAACUAAAAUUGUUACAACUAGUGUUUCAAAACGACCUGGAAAUAAAACUGUAAGUUCCCGCGAGGAAGUUACUUCGUUCAGUACCAGUCAAUCAGAAAGUAACUCUCCCCGAUCUUGGGGAGGUAAAAAGACAGACGUCAUAAAGACAUCUAGUGAAGAUUCAAAGCCAGAAUGGCUGGAUAAAAGCAAAGAAAUGGUGAAUAAGUUCCAAACCAAAAUGAAACCAACAACAAGAGAUGUGUUGGUAACUAACAGUGAUAAAUCAGACGUAACAAAGUCUCGUCUCAGUAAACCUGUAGACAAGACAGUUAAACAACUAUCGGCCAAUAAAGGUAAACUGGGUAAAACCGAUAUAAAUAGCAACAAAAUGACACCUGCUUGGGAGACUAGAGUUGUCUCCUCAAGUCUUCAGCGACGAUCGUCAGAUCUGUCCGACACCGGAAGUGAUAUUAGUAGUCGGAGUUCCAGUAGUUUACCCAGUAGUAUUGACUUAGUAAAGAAAAGGGAAUGCACCAUUAGGAAAAUGGAACCCGGAAACUUCAGAAAGAUUAUGGGUAAUUUUGAAGAAAAGAGUAAAAGUGGAAGCACAACACCCGAACGAAAAAUAUCAGAUCCCAAAUUGGAAUUUAAAAAGCCUUUAUCAAGAGCCAAAAGUAUUGUGUUGGAACGUAAAAAUUCUUUCGAGUGUCCACAAUCGCCACAACUUUCACCAAGGGAUGCAACUCAUUUAGUUCUGAAGGAGACGGGAGCCAUACCAAAUGUGAAGAAGUUCGCUAAGGAGAUCAAUUCUGGACGAGCACGCGCAUUCAGUACAGGAAGUAUAAAGGAUUCUGGGAGUGAACUGGAGUAUCAUGAUGCUAUAUCCCGUCGCCAAGGCCAGGAAUGGCCCAACAGUGAUCUCAGCAGCGAUGAAAGUGAGGCCCUGUAUGAAUUUAUCGGAGAUCCAGGUGAAGGAGAUCGGGAUGGAGAACCGCAGAACAGUCGCAGCAUGGCUCGCAGACAUGGCCAGAAAAGUCCUGAUUUAGAUAGUGGGAAAGGAGUACACCGACCUAGUUAUGAGGAGCAGAGUUCAUCAGACAUGACAGCAGAGAGCAGUAGUAAAGAUGGAACUCUGGAGAGUUUAGAUGAUCGAGCUGUAGAAGGUGAUGCUGAGAAUGAAUCGGAUAGCAGUAACUCUGGUAUCUACGAACCAAUCAACCAAGACUGGGUUAAUAAGUUAAAAGUAGAACAGCGUGACCAACCACCGGAGCUCCCUGCAGACAGGAAGAAGAAAAAGAAAAAGAAAGAUGGCAAUAAGAGUGGAGCGGCAGCAAUCGGAUCCAAAUUAAAAAAGUUAUAUAAUAAACCAAAGAAAAGCAGUGGUGAGCCGGGACUUACUAAAGUGUCGUCCGCUCCUCAGCUAAGUCUGUCGGAACAGACUUCAUCUGGGGUGUUAAACAAACUUGGUGAUAAAUUGAAAUUAAUCAAACGUGCCAAGUCUUCAGAUCCAAAAUUACUGGCAGAAGCAGAAGUAGUGAUAUCGAGUAGCGAAUACGACCCUGAAGGAUACGACUGUGAGUCAAACGAUAUGAAUAUCCCACUGGAAGAUAUUGUGUACAUUGACUCCUCAGACAGUAUUGAACUGCCAGAGUCACCAGAACAUGAAAACCAAAAUAGCUAUGAGGACACCGCACCACCCCUACCCCCACGGGUCACAUCCGACGAGGAAAGUGCCCCCAAACCACCGCCAAAGACUCGUUCCAGUAUGAUUAAUACAAUUGAUGCAAAUUUGGGACUUGUACCAAUGCGACCACCCAAACGGAAUAGUUCUCGGCCUCAGUCUGAGGAUGAGGCCCCUACUCCUGCUCUACCCCCUCGGAAUCGAGUCUCCACCAAUUUCAACCUAGACACAGUUGUGCCCGUUAACCCGGGGCUAGUUUCUUCUGCACACUCUACUGGUGAUCUCAGGAAUGCAAAAGGCCAAUGGCAAGCCAGUAAGGACAGCUAUCUCCAUGGACACUUGGUACAGUCAUCAUCCAAUAAGGACCUCGACCACUCGGAUGGACCACCAGUAUCAUCCCAUCACAAAACUGAUGAUGAGAACAUCUACAUAGAAUGUGAUCGACCUACAGGACAGGAGGGAGGCAAACGUCCACUAGAAAAGAAACUGUCGUCUAUGUACAUGAAGUCCACGGAUGUAGCUAGUGCCCCUGAUAGAGGUCAGACAAACCUGAAAUCAACAGUCCCGUUACAAGAUAUCAUGAUGUUCCAGUCUCAGUACCAGAACACAGCCGAUGACAAUAUGUACCUCGAUCUGAAAAGGAUAAAGUGUUUACACCCCGUAGUACAGAGAUAUGACUUAGAGGAUGAGGACCAGUUGUACGGAACGCUCGGGGAGCGCUACACACCAAAAAUCCACGCUGCAGAGCCUCUCUAUCAAUAUUACCACAAAGACAUGGCGUCUCGCGCCAGCAAGAAAUGUACAGUGAUGCAUGCGCAAAGUGACGAUGAAGAAGAUGAUGAAAGGAUCUAUGAGGCAUUAGAUGAUGUAAUAGAAUCUCCAGUUGAAACAAAAGCAGACCGAGUUAAGACAUCAACAUUGGAGAUGUUUACCAAGAAAUCGGGGACUGCAAUGAGAGCUCUGUGGUGUGAAAUGCCGGAGGUCAAAGACAGUGGUCUCCUGGAGAAAUUAUCAUCACAAGAACGAAAGAUUCAAGAGGCAACAUUUGAAAUCAUCACAUCAGAGGCAACUUAUCUACGCAGUUUAAACGUACUGAUGAACACGUUCCUGUUAUCACAGGAAUUCUCCGCAGAACAUUCCGACCGCUGUGUCCUCACGAGGCAGGAACGGCACGUUAUUUUCUCCAACAUUGGAUCCAUCAGGGACACCAGUGAGAGAUUUCUGUCAGCGCUGGAGGCCAAAUGGCAGGAAUCCGUUAUGAUGGAAGACAUUUCCUCUGUUAUCGAGAGUCACGCUAACGCAAAGUUUGAGUGUUAUGUCCGUUACUGUAGCAACCAGACAUUCCAGGAGCGACAAGUUCAGGAACUUAUGAAGAAACCUGAGUUUUCGGAUGUGAUCAAGCGAAUGGAGAACAGUCCCGAAUGUCAAGGUCUUCCCAUGACGUCGUUCCUUCUACUUCCUAUGCAGCGAAUUACUCGACUCCCACUCCUAGUGGAUGCCAUCUGUCACCGCAUGGAGCCGGCUACGGAGCAGCACAAGGGUGCCACACGUGCUCUGGAUGCACUCAACAAGGUGGUACGGAAAUGUAACGACGGGGCCAGGAAGAUGCAGCAGACAGAACAGAUGUGCCGCCUUGUACAAAAUCUAGAGUUCAAGGUCAAAGAAAUUCCUCUUGUAUCUGCUUCCCGACAUUUGCUGAAACAAGGGGAGCUAACUCGGGUUCUUACAGACACAUCGAGCCGACUUCCUCUACGGAAAGGGAAAACAAAACAGGCAGUAAACAUCUUCUUGUUUAAUGACAUCAUCCUCAUCAGCAAAAAGAAAAGAAAUAGAUUCUCGUAUAGUUUCACGCCUCAGAACAUUAAUGAGUUAAUUAACACACAGUAUGUGGUCAACGACUACGCUCCACGAAACGCCCUACAUGUUGAAACACUAGAUACUACGGACAAAUCUCGGUAUCUCCCCCAGGGCGCACCAAGUGGCUGUAAAAAUCUCUUUGUUGUCGUUUUACUGGAAAACCAUGAACAGAAACACACAGAACUCAUCUUAUCCUGUAAAUCUCCGAGUGACAGAACGAGAUGGAUAGACUCCCUCAGUCCAUCAGCAAAGGAAAACGAAAGUGAGAAAAUCUACGAGGAAUGGGAUUGUCCUCAAGUUCAGUGUACUACCAAGUAUACAGCAACCGAACCUGACGAACUCAGUCUCGAGGAAUCCGAUGUCGUCAAUGUGUUCAAAAAAAUGGGUGAUGGUUGGUAUGAAGGGGAGAGAAUCCGUGACGGAGAGAGAGGUUGGUUCCCAUCAGCCAACACUAUGGAAAUCGUGAAUUCCCACGUCAGGGCACGAAACUUACGUCUCCGAUACAGACUGUUAUUGGCCUCACAGGACUACGGAGACGUUUAUUCAACAUGAUCGGAGUCUUGAACAGACUUUGAAAUAAAGCAAUACACAAAAAAUGUGCAAACUUUUCGGUGAUCAUGACUUCCUCGUCAUUGACGACUUAAGACAAUCAUACUUACAUCAAUAUAGAAGGAUGAGAGGUUUAAGUGUUCUUCCUUAGGAUCUUGUCACGGGACGGUGAGGAUAUAUGAUACGAUGAGACAUAAUUGAUUACUUCUUGGAAGGUUUUAAUGGAAGUUCAGUAAGAAAUACUCCAACAAAUGUGUGAGGAGUUUCUCCUUCCUCCGAUAUUCCUCGUGACCUAUCAUUGGAUGUAUGUGAACCUUUCGUGUGUGUGUGUGUAUGAAGAUUCCAUUGGACGAUGCAGAAUUGUUGUGUGACUUCUCUGUGUCAUGUCAUAUGACUUUACUAUGACAUGUGACUUCUUUGUGUCAUGUCAUGUGACUUCACUAUGUCAUGUGACUUUGCUGUGUCAUGUCAUGUGACUUCACUAUGUCAUGUGACUUUGAUAUAUCAUGUCAUGUGAUUUCGCUAUGUCAUGUUACUUUACUGUGUCAUUUCAUGUGACUUCACUCUGACAUGUGACAUUGCUGUGUCAUGUCAUGUGACUCGCUAUGUCAUGUGACUUCACUAUGACAUGUGACGAUGCUGUGUCAUGUCAUAUGGUAUAUCUGUGAUAGCCAUAUGUUAUUUAGUAUUUACCUGUGAAUCCACUAUAUAGAAACAUGUCAUGAAUCUUUUAAAAGUCGUAUUCUAAUGGAGCAUAUCAAUGAACCUGCUUGUUGUAUUAUACUUGAGAUGGCUGUAUAUUACAAACUAAUUCUGCUCUAAAACUUAACAAGCAGAAUAAUUGUUGGAAUAUUGAUCAUUCAUCUGAGAAAUGCUGGCAUUUUUCUUAUGAAAUUUCAACAAACAGUAAAAUAUUAAAAUGUCCUAGAUUACUUGGUAUACCUGACUCUAUUGUACUAUAAUGUAUCAGAUCCAUAUACCUAGGUAUUGUAUUGUAUAUGAUCGAGCUGAUCAGUCGCUGAUUACAACAGUCAGUAGUUUUGUUUGUUUGAAUCCUGGUCCUUCUCUCACUAUUUAUGCCUUUUACAUUUCCACUCUGGGUAUCCACUCUGGGUAUCCACUCAGAGAAUCCACUUGGCAUAUCCACUCAGAGUAUCCCCUUGGAGUAUCCACUCAUAGUAUCCACUCUGAGUAUAUACUCAAAAUUUCCACUUGGAAAACGUCAAAAUGCUUAUUGUAUAACUGGUUACCUAAUUCCAUGUUCCACUUAGGAUCAGGUUUCUGAUAACAUCGGAGUUCUGUGUAUAUACGCUUCUUAAAACCAUACAUAUAUAAGGCUUACAGCAGUUUAUUGAUAUCGGGAUAAUUAAUGUGUUACACACACUGUUUUUUGCUUUCAGUAUAUUUCUGUUAAAAAAAAAAUUAAUACCAAAUUGCUAUCUUAGAAGAAUAUGCUUUUUCAAAGACAUUUUUUUGAAAUUUAAAAACUGAAGUUUUAUUAAUCAAUAAUUAAUAGUAGUCCGAGAAGUAUGAUGUCACUACCAGACGUAUUGUUGUAGUCAAUUUUAUAGUGGUAGUCGACAAGGUUGUCACUCACUCGUCUUCCGAUGCCAAAUCUGCUUAGAUAACAAAUGUUAAUGUAAUCGAAUCAUGCUGUAAGGAUUGUAUUGGAUCCAUAUGUCCAUAGGUUAAGUGGUAAUAUUUCAUACUCAUCCGUAUGUCCGUAGAUUAAGUGGUAAUUUUUUAUACUCAUGGCUGUUUCCUGCAUAACGAGAUAUUGUUUUAGUAAAAUAAUUUCUUUGGAAGCACAGGUGCAUUAUACAAUUUUUCAACUAAAAUUCAAUUAAAAAUAUUGUUAAACAUAUCACAAGUUUAUUCUAAUAUCAGUAUCAUCUUAUAUGUACUAGUAUAAUUUUACUAGAUAGCACAGGGGACUGUCAUAUGACAUAAGACCCAUCCAAGUAUUUAAUACUUAUCAUGCUACCAACUCCAUAAUAUUCCUGUAUCAGGUCCCUGUUGUCUUGGAGUUAACUCCCUUGAUAAAUGUUAUCAUAAUUAUAUAUCGUUACAAUAUUGCUUUGUCUACAUAGUUGCAUUUUUCAGCAUGGUACAAACUACAUCGCUUUCAUUUUAAAUAAUUCUUAAAGCAGCAAUUUAAACAUUGGUCACAUUAUUUGAAUGUCAUACUAAUUAACAGUUUACAUGUUAAUUAAAAAAAACAGCUUAGAUUACUUAAAAUAAUUUUCUUAUAAAUAUAUUUUGCUAAAUAAUUUGAAUGGAUUUAUUUUUGUAUUCAUAUUCAAACAGGUACAGUUUGUCAUAUUCACAGUGAUUGUGGGUUUUAUAUUAAACAAUUCUGUUGAACUUUGCACCUAUAUAUAUAUAUACCUUUGUUGUUUAAAUUGCCACAAUAUAAAUCACAUCCAUGUCAUCUAAUCGGCAAAGGCUUGUCCCUGCGUAUAGUGCCCAGUGGAUUUUUCACUUGUCAAUUUUUUAUAAAAAGUAAGCACUUUACACGCAAAUUUAAUAUUCAUAAUAGUAUAUAUAAUAGUGUGAUUUAAAGGACUAUGAAUGACAUUCAUCACGUGCCGUUGUAGCCAUUAGAACAUCUAAAGUUCAUCGUCAGAUUGGCUGUUCUAUCUAAAGUUCAUCAUCAGAUUGGCUGUUCUAUCUAAAGUUCAUCGUCAGAUUGGCUGUUCUAUCUAAAGUUCAUCAUCAGAUUGGCUGUUCUAUCUAAAGUUCAACGUCAGAUUGGCUGUUCUAUCUUAGGUUCAUUGCAGAUUGGCUGUUCUAUCUAAAGCUCAUCGUCAGAUUGGUUGUUCCAUCUAAAGUUCAUAGUCAGAUUGGCUGUUCCAUCUAAUUUAAAAGUUCAUCAUCAAAUUGGCUGUUCUAUCUAAAGUUCAUCAUCAGAUUGGCUGUUCUAUCUAAAGUUCAUCGUCAGAUUGGCUGUUCUAUCUUAGGUUCAUCGUCAGAUUGGCUGUUCUAUCUAAAGUUCAUCGUCAGAUUGGCUGUUCCAUCUAAAGUUCAUAGUCAGAUUGGCUGUUCCAUCUAAUUUAAAAGUUCAUCAUCAAAUUGGCUGUUCUAUCUUAAGUUCAUCAUCAGAUUGGCUGUUCUAUCUAAAGUUCAUCGUCAGAUUGGCUGUUCUAUCUUAGGUUCAUCGUCAGAUUGGCUGUUCCAUCUAAAGUUCAUCAUCAGAUUGGCUGUUCCAUCUUAGGUUCAUCGUCAGAUUGGCUGUUCUAUCUAAAGUUCAUCAUCAGAUUGGCUGUUCCAUCUUAGGUUCAUCGUCAGAUUGGCUGUUCCAUCUUAGGUUCAUCAUCAGAUUGGCUGUUCUAUCUAAAGUUCAUCAUCAGAUUGGCUGUUCUAUCUAAAGGAUUAUCAAAAACUUGUUUUUGUUUAAAGCAAAUUACAAUCUGUAUCAAACUAAAAGUUGUAGGAAAUGUCAAAUGAAUCUCAUAUAGAAUGGAUAAGCUGUUGAAGAAAACUGGCUACAAGGUUUUAACACAGGAAAAUUAACCUGUUGUUCAAAUUUCAAUUAUCUUGAAAUUGAAAUAUUUUUUUAAUCAGUUUUCUUAUACCAUUUUAGGUUGAAUUAACUUCAACAGACAGUUGUUUGGAAACUUUUCCCAAGAAACCAAUUACACCAUUUUGAAACAUAUCCUUAUUUUACUUUUUCUGAUUUUAAUGAUAUAUAAUAAAUAUAAUUUCAUAUUUUGUCAUUUAUUUUAAAUUAGGUGAUUCAAAUUAUGUGGUUCUGCUUUGUCCUUGUGUCGGUUGGUUUAUAAAUAGAUAUUUGAAUGCGCUGAUGUCUAUAAUAUAUCAGAAAUCCUGUCAAUUUGAAUUUGUUUUGAUUAAAAAGCAUUUUCUCAUAUUAAGAUUUUUUUGAUAGAUGAAUGAUUUACGUUUGAUGAUUCCACAUAGUUAUGCUAAAGAUAAAUACAUGAUUGUAUAUUAUAUAUAAUACUGUAAAGUGCAAUGUUAUAAUGAUGUUAGUUGUUGAAAAAUUAUGCAAACUUAACUUUCCCAAUCUAAUCCUAUACAUACAUGAUCUUGUACCAUUGUGGUGAAGGUUAACAUCGGUAACGUCUUCUCACAAAGAAUGUAAAAUGUGUUAUGAAUUCAAUGAUAAAACUGUAGAUUUCUAGAAAUGACCUUCAGUUAUAAAUUCUGUCUUAUCAAGAAUUGAGUAAUCUAUAAAUCUUAAUGUAUCGAACAUAUAAAGGUUUCUUAAAACAACUUAAACAAAAUAUGUUGUAGAUAUGGACCUGGAAUGUUUGGAAAUUACAUUAGAUUUAAACCUAGCAGCAUGUCCAGAUUUAAACCUAACAGCGUGUCCAGAUUUAAACCUAGCAGCGUGUCCAGAUUUAAACCUAGCAGCGUGUCCAGAUUUAAACCUAGCAGCGUGUCAUGUUUAUUGAUAACAUUCUCAGCUCCUAUCGGCUGUCAAACUAUCACUUUACCAUGUGACAUACCGACAGAGGGAAACGAAGGGAGGUAACCCUGUUAGAUCAGUAUUAAUAGAUGAACGUUAACUUCUGUGCAGUAAACUCACCAAUGUCUGUUAUCACAGUAAAUAAAUGUCAUUUCACUGUCCUGUAAUAAAUCCACUCUUGUGAUUUGGGUCGAAGAUUUAUGUGUUGACACGACAGACUUCACUUGUCACAGGAUAGAUAAAUGUACAAAUAUAUUCUAAAAUUAAACAGGAUUUUGAAAAUGAAAAACAGCAUACUAGGAAUAAAGUACUGUAUUCCAUCGUUUUCUGGUAAGGGAUAUUCCAGUGAAAUAUCUACACAACAGGAGGACUGCAGGUUUGUCAAAUAGGGACCACCAACAGAUUUAAUUAAAACAUAUGUAUUUAUCCUGUACACACCACAAAGAGAAUUGCUUUAUUUCUGGAGCUCUCCCGUAGGUUAUAUGUUUCACUAGAAUACCCGUUAUGCUUUCAUGCUGUGCAUUGCUCUCUGAAAGGGAGUUAAUUCUGUUAUAAAUAAUAACAUAUUCAGAAAUAUGGAGUUAUUUUAUUCAUAGUAAAGUAAUAAACAAUAAAACACGCUACAAAUCUAUUUUGUAACUCUUAGUUAAGAAUGUUUUAAUUUUAUCACAUGUAUGUCUGUGAAUGGUAAGAUAUCAACAUAACACUCAAAUGUGUUCAGGAUCUCCAGGACAGUGGUGUUACUUAGUGUUGAUAGCAAUGUGUGUUAUAGGGCCAUAACAACAUUAGCAAAAAGGUUAAUUACUUAUAUUUACCCAUUAAUUGAAGGUAGCCUAUUUUUUGUCUUAUUAUUUCUCUUUCCUAACAUUAGUAUGUAAAGUUCUUGGAACAGCAAAAUUGGUGUCAUCAAAAUGAGAUUAGUGACAUCACAAUUGAAAUCACAUGAUCUAACAGUGUUAUUGUCUCAUAACACAUUGCAUUCUACAUGUAUUCCAAGGGAAGGAUGCAGAUUAAAUGUAAAUAUAUAUGCGUAUUUUACAAGGGACGUAUGCAGACCUGUACAAAAGGCUUAAUUAUGAGGUAAAGCAGAAUGUUUUUAUAUUAUCACUCUUUCAUGAUCAAAAUAUGAGAGCGUGUUUCUGUGAUUAUCAUAUAUAUAUCAGAUAUAAAUAUUAUGUAAGCUAGACUAUUUCUUUGAUUUUAUCAUAAUGAUUUUUUAUAAGAAAUAAUUAUUAUGAUAGUUUGUUUUUAUAAUGCUGUCUUUAAUUACUAUAAACAUCUUAAUAUUUAUGUUUGACAGUUUUGUCUGUUAUAACAUUUCUCUUGGGAUCAAAGUUUUGCCAAUUCUUUUGUUGUUAAACCAGUAUUGUUACUUUCUAUAUGUAAAUUAGUUUAUUGUUUUAGUUGGUUAAAUUUCAAUCCUUACUGAAAUCUGAGGAUUUUACAGAAAAAUAUAAGCAUCAUGUCAGGGCUUUUAUAAGAUAUGGUCAACAUUGUCAGUUUUAUGAAAAAAAUAUGGACUUUAUGGUUAUAUUAAUUAGGUGGAGUAUUCCAACACUAUAAUGUAUCUCCAACAUAAAAGAGUUCUUAUUUGUUGUCUUUUUUCUAGCUUAAGCAAAGACUUAUAUAAUAUACUACUUUUAAAAAUAGAAUACAUACGAAAGGAAUUUCAUGGAACACUCGGCCUUAUGGGAUAUUAGCAAUAUAAUGUAUGUUGUAUGAUAAGAACAACAAGUUUUGUAAUACAUGUGCAAUAUUGACAUGUUUUUAAGACCCUGACAUUUUGACUUUUUUUUUUAUUCCUACCUGUAUGUGCCAUUCUCAGUUUCUUCCUAUAUAUCAUGUUCCUGUUUAUUUAUGUAUACAAGGUAUAUCAUAAAAAUAUUGUACAACAUA
Pecten maximus is the source of this 11969-nucleotide messenger RNA. RefSeq lists its product as uncharacterized. Gene Ontology annotation, biological process: activation of GTPase activity. Bases 431 to 5647 code for a protein of 1738 amino acids. Gene Ontology annotation, molecular function: guanyl-nucleotide exchange factor activity; protein binding. The transcript has 24 exons. Lineage: Eukaryota; Metazoa; Mollusca; Bivalvia; Pectinida; Pectinidae. The record is from RefSeq and is a predicted model, not a curated record.